Messenger RNA from Scophthalmus maximus (turbot), 1331 nucleotides. Its product is annotated as proline-rich protein 13. Bases 210 to 779 code for a protein of 189 amino acids. NCBI's taxonomy places the organism in Eukaryota, Metazoa, Chordata, Actinopteri, Pleuronectiformes, Scophthalmidae. The record is from RefSeq and is a predicted model, not a curated record. The transcript has 4 exons.
ACUACGGAAAUAAUGUACGUAACCUUUAACAAAGGGGGCGUGGCCUCCCGCUGCAUCUUCACGCUGCUGCCGCGCAGCUCAAUGCGGAAGACAAACACGGGCGGAGCUGGAUUCCUGACGAACUUCUCUAAUCCCGAGACGAGUUUCUAAAGUGUUUCCUGGGGUUUCCUCCCAGAGUGUCUGACCUGUCAAGUUAAAAACAAACGACCAUGUGGCCAAAUCAAGGACCUCAACCUCCCAUGGGCCCGCCAAACCCUGCCUACCCUCCUGGCUACAACCCUGCGUACCCUGCCGGACCCUCUCCAGGACUUUUUCCUCAACCUACAAACCCAGGGUUCCCACCUUGCCAAUAUCCAGCUGGUCAUAACCCAGCUAUGGUGCCGAAUGCACAUCCAGGGGCGAUGCCUUAUGGAGCUCCAGGACUUCAUCCUUAUCCUAUGGCUCCAGGUGGAUAUCCAGCAGUCCAUCCUGCAGGUGUUCACCCUGGUCCAUACCCACACUCUCCAAAAGGGGGUCACCACAAAGGCCACGACAAAGGCCACGACAAAGGCCACCACAAAGGCCACGACAAAGGUCAUCAUCAUGGAGGGAUGAAUCCCAUGGCUGGAGGAAUGGGAAUGGGAAUGGGAAUGGGAAUGGGGGCAGUUGGCCAGAAAGCCCACAAAAAGAAUAAGAAGAUGAAGAAAGCACAUAAAGUGCCCAAGCAUGGGCACCACAAACACGGCAAGUCUUCCAGCAGCAGCAGCAGCAGCAGCAGCAGCAGCAGUAGCAGUGACUAAGGCCAACAUUCAAGACAAGGCUUUUGCAGAAAUGCUGCUUUACAAAAGGACGGCCUCACUAUUAAUCAUAAACACACAAAAGUCAUAAUUAUUACUUUUAACAGGAUUUCUGGGAAAGUGCAGUGUAUUAUCAUAUCCAGUACGUGCUAUUUAUAACAAUAGAAAUGUAAGCAUAGGAAUUGAGCAUCUCCACAGGCCUGAUCUGUAUUGAUGUUUCACUAUGGCAUGAAUCUUUCUCUUUUUUUCUGUAUAAAAUAUUCUGUAGUUAUGGUGAAAGACUAUUGUGGAAACAUAUUGAAUAAUCUAAAGAGUGCUUGCAGCAAUGUGCCAAGAACUUUAUUAAUUUAUAGUAUAAUGAUUUUUGCGAAAUUUUCUUUCUUAAAUCAAGAGGGGGAGAUGAUACAGGUUUGAAUGCCUUUAUAUAGGCCUGGCUGAUUCUUUGUUGUUUUUUUGUUAUUUGUGUCAUGUGCAUGACAGCAGAAAUAACUUUGUAUUAUAACUGUAAUCGUACCUGUCAAUUAACCCUGCCAAAUAAACGGAUGUAAAUGAAAA